UGUUGCUUUCCCGUACGAAGACGAAGCCGCCGCCGCCGCGAUGAUGGCCGCGGAGAGCCCUUCCUCCUACCCGAGGACGUCCAUCGAGGACGAUUUCAACUACGGCACGAAUGUGGCCUCUGCGAGCGUCCACAUCCGCAUGGCAUUUCUGCGCAAAGUCUACAGCAUUCUUUCAGUUCAAAUUUUCUUGACUACGGUGACCUCUGCAGUUUUUCUGUACUCGGAGACAAUUCGGACAUUUGUGCAUGAAAGCCCAGCUGUACUUCUGGUUUCCGUGCUUGGUUCUCUGGUUGUGAUUGUGGCAUUAACUUUGUACAGACAUCAGCAUCCACUUAAUUUAUAUCUUCUCUUUGGCUUUACCCUUCUUGAAGCACUGACUGUUGCUAUUACAGUGACUUUCUAUGAAGUAUCUGUUGUUCUGCAAGCCUUUAUCUUAACGACGGCUGUCUUUUUGGCUCUCACUGUGUAUACUUUGCAGUCCAAAAGAGAUUUCAGCAAAGUUGGAGCAGGGCUGUUUGCUUGCUUAUGGAUUCUUUUCCUAUCAAGCUUUCUAAAGCUUUUUUUCUAUAGUGAAGUAUUCGAGGUAGUACUAGCUGGUGGAGGAGCACUUCUGUUCUGUGGAUUUAUCAUCUACGACACUCAUCUUCUAAUGCACAAACUCUCCCCUGAAGAAUACAUACUGGCUUCAAUCAACCUCUAUUUGGACAUCAUCAAUCUGUUCCUACACCUGCUGCGUUUGCUAGAAGCAUUUAAUAAAAAGUAAUUGGGAGUUGUUAAAAUUUGAGAUAAUUUGGAUGUAGCAUCAAAAAAGUUAUUAAGACCUAGGAAAUCUGCAGAAUGCUCUGAGAUUGGAGCUUGUUUUUACAUUCCACUGUGGUUUCAGUGUUUUCUGUAUAAAGGGUGUUUUAGAGAACUGGUGUUUAUGAUUCUAUUCUGAGAUCAGUUAAUUACAUAUUGCAGUCAUCUUGGCUGUUCAGUAAAGGCUUUACUCCAUCCGUUUGCAUAUCCUUUUUGAUUGAAAGCCUUGCUCAUCAACCUCCAUUUGUGCUAUUAGAAUUCUAUUUUCUGCAAUAAUUGCCACAGAUGUGUCCUUUGAUAUUCACAAUUGUCACUGGCUGGAUAGCAUAAAAUGGAGUCUCUUAAUUUUGCUAUUGAGCAUCAAAGCUUUAAAUAAGCUAACAUUCUGUUGCUGGUCAUCUGUGGAAUGUGAAAGCUUACCCUACUAGCAUUUUGAUGUGAAGGAAUUAUCCCACAACUUGGCUCCUACACUUUCUGAAAUGUUUUAAUGUACUUCUAGUUAAAUACUGUGUUUCCAAACACUGCAGUAUUUUGUGAGAUUAAAGGAACUUUAUUACAAAAGUGGAUAAUUAAUACAAGUAAAAGAUGUAAAUUAUUUGUUUAACAGUAGUUUCUGCUAUUUUGAAGGCUUGUAUCCGGUCUAUUUUAGAUUUGUGAAAUUUUAAAAAGUUCUAAAGCGUGUUUAUAUAUA
Messenger RNA from Lacerta agilis (Sand lizard), 1489 nucleotides. It is a transcript of the gene TMBIM4, whose product is annotated as transmembrane BAX inhibitor motif containing 4. The transcript has 7 exons. The record is from RefSeq and is a predicted model, not a curated record. The coding region runs from base 41 to 763 and encodes 240 amino acids. NCBI's taxonomy places the organism in Eukaryota, Metazoa, Chordata, Lepidosauria, Squamata, Lacertidae. Gene Ontology annotation, biological process: negative regulation of apoptotic process. Gene Ontology annotation, cellular component: membrane.